Molecule: messenger RNA, 3859 nt
Organism: Anarrhichthys ocellatus (wolf-eel)
Lineage: Eukaryota; Metazoa; Chordata; Actinopteri; Perciformes; Anarhichadidae
Gene: guk1a
Product: guanylate kinase 1a
Exons: 7
Coding region: 1840-2475 (211 amino acids)
Biological process (GO): purine nucleotide metabolic process
Cellular component (GO): cytosol
Molecular function (GO): GMP kinase activity
Source: RefSeq, a predicted model, not a curated record
UGGGGAAGAUUCAUUGGAUUUUUCUUUCUUCUUUUAAUUAAGGCAAGUUAAAGAUAUUCACAAGCUUCUGAGUGAAAGCAGUACCAAACAAAGUGGCAUACCUCUUUGGUCAGGCCAGUCGGUUGCCUCUUUAUAUUCCUGUGCCCUCUAGAUGGAGAAUGGAAAACAUAAAUUGAUAACGUUUAUUGACCCACGCUUGCGUUUGUCAACCAUUUAUUUUAUGGGACGGUAUACGUACAGGGCAGCCAUCAGUGCCUCGUGCUCUGCAGCCUUGACAGCGGCAAUUUCGUCCUCUUUGGUCAAAGGUUCACCGGUUUUCUUAUCUCUCGAGUACCAUGACAGAUCCUUGCCUUUUUGCCAUCGCCCAACUGGUGCCAUCAAAGAGUUCCCUGGUAACAAGACGGAAGAAUGAACUGAUCAUUGCAGCUUUAUAAAGAGGAUGGUGUUUGUAGGUACUGCACAAACUAAAUUGGGGCAGAUUUGCACAAACUAAAUUGGGGCAGAUUUGAACAAACAAAUCGAUGAAGAACUUUGGCAAUAAGUAACUUAGGGAAAUACACAUUUUUGGUUGAGUCUUCUCCACAGAAUCACCUGAUUAUCUCACCAUACUUAAAAAAAAUAAAAAUAUGCUGUUGAUGAGGCUGUAUCAUCUGUGGUAGCAAUAAGCAUCUUUAAUGUACGCAUAUCGUGUGUUUACACGACUUCAUGUGCCAAAAUCACUGCCAUUUGUUUAACAAAAACGUGUAUAUCUGCGUGCUACGUAGUUCUUGUUUGGUGUGCUGACAUGUCGCCAGCAGUGUGUGCUCAUAUAGCAGAGAGGCUACGUGUGUCUCUGUUUGCUCUAGGACCUGCUGUUUGUAGAGUGGAAAACAGGACUAACACCAAGGAGCCAGGCACGUGUAAUGAAGGGCUUCACAACAAAAGGUACGGAAAAGCAGCACGUGGAGUACCGAAGCCAUGGCGUGCAGUUAACUGAUACUAAAAAGCCUGCUCAGUAGUUUGCAAGUUAGCAAACAACUAUUAGCAAGUGCAUCUGGUUAGCGCUGACUUGGUGAUAACCAGUUUUUUGAACUUACCAAGAUAAUUCUCUCUGUGUUUAUCGACUUUCACGUCAUCCCAGUUGAACUGGUCCUGGCCUCCUCUGACCCCUCCAGAUCUCGAGGAACCGAACAUUGUAGUCGGUUACUUUUGGAGACUUUUAGAGAAGAAGCGGUGUACCGUUAGCUUCACCAGCUGACUUUAGCCACGUUAGCACACGAGUAAGCGCGAGGCUGGGCCUUCAGCGUCCACUCAUCCGGGUACUUUUGUGGUAAGUUUUCUUUCCUUUUUGUCGAUCGGCACAACGUCUUUCUUUGCGGUGGUGUUUACCUAAACCAUUCAAACUGACACCAUUAAUUAAUUUAGCCACUUAUUUCAUGAAAGAUGUGCAGAGCGUGAGGGGAAUAAUUGGAUAAACAGCGUUCAACUGAAGCUAGGUUACACUAUUGUAGCUAACGUUAAAAUUACGACCUAAGUCAUAGCUACAGUCAUGAGAGUGCGCUUUGUCUUCCCGUUAACGUGGGAACUACAGCCGCCAGUGAGUUUUUUAUAUAUAUAUUUAACAUUAGCUGCCUUUGUAUCGUAUAUUAUUUUAGACUAAUCACAACAACACUCCGCGUGUCUGUUUUGACCUCCGUAUUCCCGAUGUCCGCGAACGCAACGCGUCGAUGUUUUGACCCGCAGUGAUGACGUAGGCAGCACAAUGUUUCCUUAAUGGCUCUUAACAGCAAAGGCAAAGUACAGAGGAGGGAGAAAAUCCCCCGGAGACAGAGCUAAAAUCUCGGACUAACGUAACUCCCGAUGUACACGAGAUAUUUCUCCAGGUUACUGUCAGCUAUGGCUGGACCCAGGCCUGUGGUGUUCAGCGGCCCAUCCGGGGCAGGGAAGAGCACGCUGUUGAAGAAGCUCAUGAAAGAGUAUCACAGUGUCUUUGGCUUCAGUGUUUCCCAUACAACAAGAAAUCCUCGGGCCGGAGAAGAGAAUGGCAAAGAUUACCAUUACGUCACACGGGAGGUGAUGCAAGCCGGAAUCGAAAACGGUGAAUUCAUAGAGAGCGCGGAGUUUUCGGGGAACAUGUACGGCACCAGUAAAGCUGCCGUGCAAGACGUCCAGGCCAAGAACCUCAUCUGUAUACUUGACAUCGACAUGCAGGGUGUGAUAAACAUCAAAAAGACAGACCUCCGGCCCCUCUACAUCUCCAUCCAGCCGCCCUCCAUGGCAGUCCUGGAGAAACGUUUAAGAGACAGAAAAACUGAGUCGGAGGAGAGCCUCCAGAAGCGUUUGAAAGCAGCUAAGAAGGACAUGGAGUUAGGUAAAGAACCUGGAGUCUUUGAUGUCCUAAUUGUCAAUGAUAAUUUGGAGGAUGCCUAUGGGCAGUUAAAAUGUGCUCUUCUUGAGGAAAUAAAUAAGGUCAAGAAAGUCAACAUGUCUUCGUAGGGGACAGCCGCAUCCUGACACCUUUUAGUCCCGUCCAUCCACUCCUCACUCCUCAACCCCACAGACCUCCAUUCCAGUCGUGAACAUUCCCUCAGAUGGUGGUCUCUGAAACUCCAACAAACGUCCCUUAGUGGAUACACAAAUAUGUAGGUUUUAUAUGGUGUUUAGAGGUUAUUAUUUCGAUUUAUUAACACAUGUCUUUUUUUUUCCUGACCUGAAACGCUUUACAUAUUAUUGGUGUCCCUUAUAUGAAGAGAAGUUACUCCAAUAAUGCUUACUUGAUAUGUGGCUGGUAUGUUAUGCAGGGUGCUCUGCUGGACUGGGUUUACCAGGUUUUCCGGAUAUACUGCUUGCAGCCUGGACGAACACAAACGGGGUCACAUGACUCUAUCCACGAUCUUUAAACAGCAGUUUAUUCACAUGAUGUAAUCAGCUAGUUUCUAGAUAUCUUGAUAAGUGACAGAGAGUUAUGCUGCCCUUGUGCCACCAGUCAUAUCGUGUCGAUUUGAGAGAUUUACAGAGAUGGAUAGCUGCACACGUUUAGUUCAGAGGGAAACUUGUCUAAAACUUCAGCAUUACAACUGAUUCCGUUUGUGAAAAACAAAUAUGGUGGCCGUUUAUGUUCAAAGGGAUGCAUGAAAGUCUUUCCAGUGCUGGUAAAUGCUGUUCUUUGACAGAUUUUGUGUAAAUUGCCACAGAAAUCCAUUAUUGCAUAUGUUUGCUGGAUAACCAUGAAUACUGUGCUCUAGUGAGAUUAAAUCCUCUAAUACAUAGAAAAUGUGGCUUAAAACAAAGAAACAAUAGAUCAUAUAUUGUCACUUAGAAUAUAGCUUUUUUUUAAUUUUAGGUGGUAUAAGAACAAUUCUUUUUUUUUUUUUACAAUUGUAAAUUUGUAAUUGUAAUUUUUGUGUUGUGUAUCUAUCAUUUUGCAGCUUCACCGGUACAGAAAAGAUGUCAUUCAGUGGAUUGUUUUGAUUCCUAACUAAAGGAGGGGUUUUGCAAUUUGAAGGAAAAUGAAUGUCAUGUUUUUCUUUUAUAUAUUGCUCAGAAUUAAGCACGCAGAUCUUUAACUUGUUUGAAUAUCUAUGACCAAGGUAUACACAGGAAUCCUGAGGUUUAAUUUAAUAACUUUUUAAGACCCGUUUCAUUUAUUUUAAGACCUCAUUGCCACUUUGGAUUGUAACCGGUUACAUCAGGGACUAACUUUAACUUACUCUGCUAUACAUUGAUUAUAAGAUAGCACAACUAAACACUCAGCAAUACGCUCACAAUCUUGUUCUCUAUGAUACAAACUCUUCAACUCUGUUAUUUGGCUGUAAUUUAUAGAUUCUUUGUUAUUGUAUUUGUAUGUUAUGGUGCAAUUAAAGGAAUUUGAGGUCAAGCA